AUGAGCGGUCUCGCCGAGCCUCCAUCCUCCAGACCAACCUUCGCCGGACCAGCAGAUGCGCCCGGAGAGACGCGAGAUCUUCCAGUGCUUUCGCAAUCGGCUCGCAACUCUCCCGUCGCAAUGGAGAUCACACCUGCCUCGUCCGGCGGCGUCAGUGGAAACAACCAAAUUCAUAGUAGUCCUGAAGGUGACCGCACGGGUGCAAUCACUGCCAAUGGCGCAGAAGUCGCGAUGCCGGGCAAUCAUCAGAACUCCGCCGUGGGAGCAGCGGCAGCAGCACAGCAACCCAAAGUGGUACAAACAGCAUUCAUUCAUAAACUCUACAACAUGCUUGAAGAUACUAGCAUCCGCCAUUUGAUCGCAUGGUCCGGGACCAACGACAGUUUCGUCAUGUCGCCUACGUCUGAAUUCUCCAAAGUUCUCGCUCAAUACUUCAAACACACCAAUAUAUCGUCAUUCGUGCGCCAGCUGAACAUGUACGGAUUUCACAAAGUAAGCGACGUUUUCCAUACUGGAACAUCGGAUACUGCCCUCUGGGAAUUCAGGCAUGGCAACGGCAAUUUCAAACGAGGUGACUUAGUGGGCUUGCGCGAAAUCAAACGCCGUGCAUCUCGUCAUGCUUUGAUACAUCGCGAUUCCUUCCCAAGUCAUAAACCUCCGCCUUCGCAGCCCGGUACACCGGCAGAGCCUGUUCCAGACACCACGGAAGCCAGGCUCAUGAACUUGGAGUACAGUCUACACGACAUGCACGCUCGUCUGACUCGUGCGGAAGAGGGCAACAUCCUUCUGACUUCCAAAUGUCAGAGCAUGGCGGAUGGGCUGGUCAAGUGCUAUCACUGGACGCAUUCCAUUUCCCGCUUCUUGCACGGGGUAGUCCCCAAUCAAGACAGCCCUCUAUAUCAUGACAUCCUCAGCAUGCAAAGAGAGGUCGAAAAGCAGUUGGAAUCUGUGCGUACUAUGGAAAUUUCCCAUGACUCGCUCAUGCCGCCCCGUCAACCUUUCUAUGGCAACAUGCCAAUGGAGUCUGGACCCCCAUUGUCUCCUCGUCAAUUGCCUCAAGACGACAGCCGCCGACAAUCUAUGAUUCGACCGCCGGUGCCUUCUCACCUUGCUGUGUCACCACGACGUUACGGUUCAAUUGGAGGAGCAAAUGCUCCUAUCCCGAAUUACAAUCGCCUACAGCCACCUAGUGCCGGGCCACCACCGCCACCAGCGCAUCAAACUCAGCAACCGACACCCCAUCCUCUCUCCAUCUCCACCUCUCCUGGGGCUCCAAAUCUGGGCCGCCGCCAUACUUUUGCAGACAUCCGUCAGGCCGACUGGCCUCCAAAUGGCCCAUCACCGUUUCCUCCGGGCAAUGCCAGCGCAAACGGCGGGGCCAGCGGUCCGUGGCCCUCUUCACCCCACCGCGUCCCCACCAGCAGCGAGCAGCAAGUCCGAGAUGUGCUCGCCCAGUAUGAAAUGGGCGCGCCUCGUCGAUUCCAAGACCAUUCCCGUCAUGCAACCCCUCCUAUUGGAGCUGAACCAUCUCCGUCAAUGCUCCAUGCUGAGAACGGCUGGUCCCUCGGGGGAUCUCGAUUUCAUCGUCAGGAAUCUUCUUUACCAGCGACUCGUCGCUCCAGUAUGGCAAGUAAUGUGCAUUCACUCCUGAAUCCUGCCGAUACUGCUGAACGACCAGACGAAGACCAGCAAGAAGAUCGGAAACGAAAACGCUUGGAGUAA
Penicillium diatomitis is the source of this 1722-nucleotide messenger RNA. RefSeq names its product heat shock factor family protein. Lineage: Eukaryota; Fungi; Ascomycota; Eurotiomycetes; Eurotiales; Aspergillaceae. Gene Ontology annotation, molecular function: sequence-specific DNA binding; DNA-binding transcription factor activity. The coding region runs from base 1 to 1722 and encodes 573 amino acids. The record is from RefSeq and is a predicted model, not a curated record. The transcript is spliced from 6 exons. Gene Ontology annotation, biological process: regulation of DNA-templated transcription.